This is a messenger RNA of Lineus longissimus, 1982 nucleotides long. Its product is annotated as WD repeat-containing protein 46-like. Gene Ontology annotation, molecular function: protein binding. NCBI's taxonomy places the organism in Eukaryota, Metazoa, Nemertea, Pilidiophora, Heteronemertea, Lineidae. The transcript has 15 exons. Gene Ontology annotation, biological process: maturation of SSU-rRNA from tricistronic rRNA transcript (SSU-rRNA, 5.8S rRNA, LSU-rRNA). The coding region runs from base 218 to 1855 and encodes 545 amino acids. Gene Ontology annotation, cellular component: small-subunit processome; nucleolus; 90S preribosome. The record is from RefSeq and is a predicted model, not a curated record.
UGCGCCCUUAGGAUCACAUGGCACAAAAUUUCUCCCACAAAAUGACAAUAAAAAUAGGAAAAAGAAAGUGUCUCAGCGAUAUUACCAAGGUACUGAAACUGCUGUGGAAAAACAUGAAGUCGAGACCUUUGCUCCAAAUGUCGAGAAGUAUCAAGUUGGAAAAAAUCGCUCUUCGGAAGCAAAAAGAGGAAAGUCUGCUGAUGCAAAGAAAAAUCUGAUGAAGCGGUUGAACAAUAAGGGAGCUGAAAAUGCGAAAAAGAGUCGUUCUGGAAAGGAUGAUUUCAGAAGAAGAGGAUUCCGAUCAAGGGUUGAUAAAUUUCCUGGAGAUGCUCCAAUACCAAAAGAGAGAAUAAAGAAAUAUGAAAGAGGAGAGGAAAUGUCAGAGAAAGGCCUUGUGACAAAAGAUGCUACUCAUGAUUACUCAACAAAACAGAAGAAAUACAACAAAGCCUUCAAACAGGCUGCCAGGACAGAGAUAUUACUCCCAGAAGAGGAAGGAUUUCUUCAGUUUGAUGAUGAUGAAGAUGCCACAAAAAUAUCACAAAGAGAUAUAGCAGAUGCUGUUGAUAUCACCAGUGCACAAAAAUAUUUUGAGCUAAAGCUGCCACAGUUUGGUCCCUACCACAUGAACUUCACACGCAAUGGAAGGCAUCUUCUGCUCGGUGGUAAGAAAGGCCAUGCGGCUGCCAUCGACUGGCAGACAAAGAAAUUAAUGUGUGAAAUGAAUGUGAUGGAAACUAUCCAUGCUGUGCAGUGGUUGCACAUAGAGACAAUGUUUGCAGUAGCCCAGAAACAAUGGACGUACAUCUACGAUAACCAGGGAAUAGAACUGCAUUGUUUGAAAUCUCUUGACUGUGUGUUACAGCUAGAAUUCCUGCCAUAUCACUUCCUUUUAGUUUCUUCAAAUUCCAAAGGUUAUUUAUCGUAUCUCGAUGUGUCCAUCGGGCAGAAGGUAGCAGGCAUCUCGACGGGAUUGGGUCGUCUUGGAGUCAUGUGCCAGAAUCCGAGCAAUGCUAUUGUACAUCUUGGACACUCGGCAGGAGUUGUGAGUUUAUGGUCGCCAAAUGUGAAGGAACCUCUAGUCAAGAUGCUUUGUCAUAGUGGUGCAGUGAGAUCUCUGACAGUCGACAAGAAGGGAAACUACAUGGCCACAUCCGGUGUUGACCGCACCAUCAAGAUCUGGGAUCUGCGAAUGUUGAAGAUGUUGCAGUCGUACAAGGUGCAUGCUGGUGCUAGCAGCCUCUCGUUCAGCCAGACUGGUCUCCUUGGUGCAGGAAUUGGAAGUGUGGUUCAGGUCUUCCGAGAUUGUUGCACGCGCACAGCCACAUCACCCUACAUGCAGCACCAGCUGGCCUCGACAGUACAGGAUCUCCAGUUCUGUCCUUAUGAAGAUGUCAUAGGUGCCAGUCACGGACAAGGCUAUAGUAGUUUAUUAAUACCAGGUGCCGGAGUUGCCAACUUUGAUGCCUUGGAAGAGAAUCCUUACCAGACAAAGAAGCAAAGACGACAUGCUGAGGUCAACAUGUUAUUGGAAAAGAUUCAGCCUGAUCUAAUUACACUGGACACGAGUAAACUUGGUGAGGUUGACGUGAAGACUUUACAGGAAAAACUCGAUGAGAGGAAUAAGUUAUUGUAUCUCAAGCCAAAGAAGGUGGACUUUGAACCCCGCUACAAGAAGAAGGGGAAGAGCAAAGCCGGUCGAGUUGAGAAUCGGAAGAGGGGUGUACAGUUCGAGAAAAAGAAGGAACACAUCAAGCAGGUCAUGAAAGAGAAGCAGAAAAUGAAAUCAGGAGGGAAGAGGGAACAACGUCCAAAUGUAACGACAAGUGCACUUGAUAGGUUCAAGAAAAAGUGACAGAACACAUGAACUAAUCGACUUUGACAUCUGAUUUUUGUUAUGUCAAUAUUCUUCGAUCCCGAUAGCUUGAUGGACCCUUAUUUCUUGGUGUGACUAAGAUUAUCUGUGCUGUAAAUAAACUAGA